AUGGCAGACCUGACUCCCCCUCCCUCGCAGAACAACACCCCUCUCCGCCCUUCGGAGCCCGUCGAGCCCACUUCACCCACCGCAUCACGCUCCGUCCCCGCCGCGGCCGCUUCGGGUUCCGCCGAGUCCUCCGCGGCCAGCCGACACACCGACCUCUCGGCCACUAUGGGCUCUGGCUCCGUCGAGGCUGGACCGGCGUUUGAGGUGGAUAUGGUGGAUGUGAGCGAGGGGGCGGAUCUGCAGUUCUCCUCGGAGGACGAGGGGAGCUCGGAUGAAGAGGGGGAAGGAAUGCAAGUUGAGGGAGAAGAAAUUGAGGGUGAUGAGUUGCCCGAGGGGGAUGGGGAGGGGGAGGUGGUCAUGGUGGAUAAAGACGGUGGGGAGGCGGGCGCAGAGGGCGAGAAGGGGGCAGGGGCAGAGGGUGGGGCGGAAGGCGCGACUGAAGGGGCCAAGACGGGUGCGAAGCGGAAAGCUAGAAGCGGGCGUGGAAAGAAGGAGAAGGGAAAGGGGAAAGCGCCUGCUACGCCUGGAGGAGCGAGAGGACCGAGGGGCGGCGGAGGAGCCAAGACCAAGAAGGAUGGAGAGCUCUAUGAGAGCGAGAUCGUCAGCCGCUGGAAUCACGACUUUGGAGAUGUCUGCCGUCCUGCCCCGCCUAGCAAGUCCGCGACCAAGGCGUAA
Dioszegia hungarica is the source of this 675-nucleotide messenger RNA. RefSeq lists its product as uncharacterized. The record is from RefSeq and is a predicted model, not a curated record. NCBI's taxonomy places the organism in Eukaryota, Fungi, Basidiomycota, Tremellomycetes, Tremellales, Bulleribasidiaceae. Bases 1 to 675 code for a protein of 224 amino acids. The transcript has 3 exons.